AAACUCGUUUCGUGUUGUUCUAUGGAGAAUGAAAAGGGCAAAGGAGAAGGACCGAAGAAGGUAAAGGUAUUAAGCACAAGCUCACUCCAAAUUACCCAAAAUGAUGCCUUUCACUUGGUUGGUUCCAUCGUCGAAAAGGGUAUCUCUGACUCACAAAACAACCCCAUCAUUCCCUUUCACACUUUUCCCAAACCCACCGUUCUUCCUUUCCCCGUUGCACGCCACCGUUCACAUGGCCCUCAUUGGCGUCCGCUGAGUAGUAAAGGGAAUGAUGAUGAUAGGGAUGAUGAUAGUGACAACAAUCUUGAGGAUGAAGAAGAUAAAACUUUAACUGAGUUUGAGAAAGUUGCAGCCUUUGCUAAGCCAGUGCAAAGGAGAAGGAAAAAAGGUUUGGAUUUUAGAAAGUGGAAAGAGAUUACUCAGGAUGAUAAUUCUUCCUUGGGGAAGAAAUCAGAAGAGGAUGUGUCAAGCCUUAGCCAAACUACAGGGAAAAGGAAGAAUGAAAAAGGUGGUAAGAAUGCAGACAAGAAAACCUCAGCUUCUGAGGAUAAUGUUAUUGUUUUUAUGAAAGAGGAUGUUAAACCAAAGUUAGAUAACUCAGAUCAUGGGUUUAUCGAUUUAGCAACAACUAUGGAAUUAGAUACAUCAAAUAAAGUAGAUACUCAGGAAAAAGUUAAAUAUGCCAGAAUUUAUGAUGACAAGGAAGAAAAUGAAUCUGUGCCUGAAUUGGACCAAAUUUGCUCUGAUAGAAUGCCUGAUUACAAUUUUGGGUCCCUAGACGUGCAAGAGAAAGAGAAAACUUACUCGACUUCAAGUAUGCUGCCUUCUUCUGUUUCCAAUAACAUUAGAAGUGAAAAAGAGUCCAUGUCUCUUGAGAGUGAAAUAGAUGCUGAGAAUCGAGCUCGGAUCAAGCAAAUGUCGACUGAGGAGAUUGUCGAAGCCCGGGCUGAGAUAAUGGAGAAGAUCAGCCCUGGAUUACUAAAAGUACUACAGAAGAGGGGGCAGGAGAAAUUGAAGAAACACAGUAGUUUUAAAUCAGAAGUGGGUACUGGCUCAGUAUCUGUGAAUCAACACAUUCAUAGUGCUCAAGAUGCAAAAAGCUUGCAUACAGAGAAUGACAACUCUCAUACAGUUAUGACACCACCAUCCAAACAAAAGCUAGGUGAUGAGAAAAUCAGCUCAAAAACUUCAACCACUACUAAUAGUAGCCAAUGGAAUGCUUGGAGCAGUAGAGUUGAGGCAGUUAGGGAGUUACGAUUUUCCUUGGCUGGGGAUGUUGUUGAUUCUUCACUGGUUCCAGUGUACGAUAAUGUCGCUGAACGGGACUAUCUACGGACUGAGGGAGAUCCUGGUGCAGCUGGUUAUACAAUUAAAGAAGCAGUGGCACUCACUAGAAGUGUGAUUCCUGGACAAAGGGCCCUUGCAUUGCAACUCCUUUCAUCUGUGCUUGAUAAGGCAUUGCACUAUAUUUGCAAGGACAAAACAGGGCAUAUAUCAAAAAGUGAGAACAAAGUUGACAAAUCAGUUGACUGGGAGGCUGUUUGGGCUUUUGCACUGGGGCCAGAACCUGAGCUUGCUUUGUCACUCAGGAUAUGUCUUGAUGAUAACCAUAAUUCUGUUAUUCUGGCCUGUGCAAAAGUUGUUCAAUGUGUAUUGAGUUGUGAAGUGAAUGAUAACUACUUCGAAAUCUCAGAGAAGAUAGCAACUUAUGACAAGGAUAUUUUCACAGCUCCUGUUUUUAGGAGCAGACCAGAUAUGAAUGCUGGAUUCCUUCAGGGGGGGUUCUGGAAGUACAGUGCAAAACCUUCUAAUAUUCUUCCUUUUAGCGAGGAUUCUAUGGAUAAUGAGACUGAAGGGAAACAUACAAUUCAAGAUGAUGUAGUGGUUGCUGGGCAAGAUUUUACUGUAGGUCUAGUUCGCAUGGGAAUCCUUCCUAGACUUCAUUAUCUUUUGGAGACAGAUCCUACAACAGCUUUGGAAGAAUGUAUUAUUUCUAUACUGAUUGCCAUAGCGAGGCAUUCACCUACAUGUGCUAAUGCUAUUCUGAAAUGUGAAAGACUUAUUCAGAUAAUUGUGAAUAGAUUUACCAUCGACAAUUUAGAAAUUCGAUUUUCUAUGAUAAAGUCUGUAAGGCUCUUAAAGGUCUUAGCUCGGUUGGACCCAAAAACUUGUUUAGAGUUUAUAAAGAAUGGGUAUUUUCAGGCUAUGACUUGGAAUUUAUAUCAAUAUCCUUCCUCCAUUGACCACUGGCUAAAGUUAGGAAAGGAAAAAUGUAAACUUGGGUCUGCUCUGAGGGUUGAACAGUUGCGUUUCUGGAGGGUCUGCAUUCAAUAUGGAUAUUGUGUGUCUUAUUUCUCAGAAAUGUUCCCUGCCUUGUGUUUUUGGUUGAAUCCGCCUUCAUUUGAGAAACUUGUUGGAAACAAUGUACUGUAUGAAUGUGCUUCCAUCUCUAGGGAGGCAUACCUUGUUCUGGAGUCCUUGGCUGGAAGAAUUCCAGAUCUAUUUUCACAGCAGUGUCUAAACAAGCAACUUCCAGAGUCCACUGAUGACACAGAGGUCUGGUCAUGGAGUUACGUAGGUCCAAUGUUUGACUUAGCCAUAAAGUGGAUUGCAACCAGAAGUGAUCCAGAAGUAUGUAAACUGUUUGAGGGACAGGAAGAAGGGAGAUGUGAUACAUUCCGAGAUCUUUCUGUGACUAGUUUGUUGUGGGUGUAUGUCGCUGUGACUCACGUGCUUUUCAGAGUGCUUGAAAGGAUGACAUGUGGGGAUACUAUCAGCCCUCAGGAAACUGAAGGACAUGUCCCAUGGCUUCCAGAAUUUGUCCCAAAGAUUGGACUUGAGUUGAUCAAAUAUUGGCUUUUGGGUGAAUCUUUUAUGAAAGAAUUAACUUAUUUGAGGCAGAAGGGUGAUAUUGAAAUGUCUUUAGCUUCCACCUGUUGUCUAAAUGGAAUGGUCAAGCUUAUUACUACAAUUGAUAAUCUGAUACAGUCUGCCAAGAGUGGCAUCUGUAGUCUUGCAUGCGAAAAACAAAAUCUCUCAAGAGAAGGAAAAGUGCUUGAGGAUGGCAUCGUUAAUGGUUGUUUGGUUGAAUUAAGGUCUAUGCUUAAUUUUUUCAUAUUUUCAGUUUCUUCAGGGUGGCACCACAUACAAUCUAUUGAGUCGUUUGGAAGAGGAGGACCAGCUCCAGGAGCAGGAAUCGGAUGGGGUGCCCCAGGUGGAGGACUUUGGUCAAAAACAGUUUUAUUGGUGCAAACAGAUGCUAGGUUUCUUGUCUAUUUGCUGGAAAUUUUUGAAAAUGCAUCUAAAGAUGUCCCCAUAACUGAAGAAACAACCUUUGCUAUGCAAAGGAUUAACACUGCAUUGGGAUUAUGUCUAACUGCCGGGCCUAGAGAUAAGGUGGUUAUAGAAAAAGCAUUGGAGAUCUUGUUCCAUGUCUCUGUUUUCAAGUACCUUGAACUCUGUAUACAGAAUUUUCUCCUUAAUAGGAGGGGUAAAACCUUUAGGUGGCAAUACGAACAAGAGGAUUACUUGCACUUCAGCAAAAUGUUAUCAUCUCAUUUCAGGAGCAGAUGGUUGUCUGUAAAGCUGAAGGUUAAAGCUGUGGAUGGCAAUAGUUCCUCUGGCAUUAAGACCUCUCCAAAGGUUGAUGCUCGUUUGGAUACCAUAUAUGAGGACUCAGACAUGUCUUCCAUAACAAGUUCAUGCAAUGCUUCUUUAAUGACAGAAUGGGCUCACCAGAAACUACCACUUCCAGUUUACUUUUACCUUGGCCCAAUUUCAACAAUUUUGCAUACCAAGCGAGCUGCUACUAAAAAAGUUGAUAGUACACAUAACAUACACGAUCCUACUAAUUUGCUUGAAGUUGCCAAAUGUGGACUUUUCUUUAUUUUAGGUGUUGAAGCAAUGUUCAAUUUUCAAGGCAGUGACAUUUUUUCUCCUAUUCAGCAAGUAUCAUUGACAUGGAAGUUACAUUCCUUAUCUGUCAAUUUCCUUGUUGGAAUGGAAAUGCUUGAACAAGAUCAGGGCAGGGAUACUUUUGAAGCUUUGCAGGAUCUUUAUGGUGAGCUUCUUGACAAGGCAAGGUUUGACCAAAGUAAAGCAGUUAUAUCGGAUGAUAAAAAGGAUCUCGAGUUUCUGAGAUUCCAACAAGAGAUUCAUGAAAGUUACUCAAUUUUUAUUGAAGACCUUGUAGAGCAGUUUUCUGCUAUAUCUUAUGGUGAUGUGAUUUUUGGCCGGCAAGUUUCACUAUAUCUACACCGUUGUGUUGAAUCUUCCAUUCGACUUGCUGCCUGGAAUACACUGUCUAAUGCUCGUGUUCUUCAGCUUUUGCCACCUUUAGAGAAAUGUAUUUCUGGGGCCGAAGGAUACCUUGAACCUACUGAGGAUAAUGAAGAAAUUUUGGAGGCUUAUACCAAGUCGUGGGUUUCUGAUGCCCUUGACAGGGCUGCAAUUCGAGGAUCAGUUGCAUAUGCUCUGGUGGUUCAUCAUCUUUCCUCCUUUAUAUUUCAUGCGUGUCCCAUGGAUAAUUUAUUGCUGCGAAACAGACUUGCUAGGUCUCUCUUGCGAGAUUAUUCUAGGAAACAGCAACAUGAGGGAAUGUUACUGGACCUCAUUCACCAUAACAAGCCACCAACAUCAGACAUGGGUGAGCAGAUGAAUGGUCUAGUGCAUGAGAAGAGUUGGUUAGAGUCCAGAUUUGAAGUAUUGGUUAAGAGUUGUGAAGGAAAUUCCUCUCUUUUGAGAGUAGUAAAGAAGUUAAAGGCUAUUGCAGAAAAGAGUUCACAGUGAGGUAACCCAUAUUAAAUGCAUGUAAAUAUAUGUUUAAGAUAUACAUAAAAGAUUUAGAUUCUGGGAAUGGGGUCUCAAAUGUACUGAUUGGAGCAUAUUCGGUGUUAGAAAGGAGUCUCCUGAUUUGUUUUUUUGUUUUUUUUUUCCUUUUCAAGAUUUUGGGAACAAAGUUCAAAGACAUGCAAUGUAUAUAAUGAAUGGAUGAGAGUAUUGCAGUUUUGACUGACGUAAUGGUUAAAAAGACCCAUGGCUACACUACGUUUUUGGCCACUCGUCUUUCCAUAUUUUAUUUUGAGAUUCAAAAUUAAUGUUCAAUGUUGAAAGUUAACUGAAAGUUUACAAUAUGGAGUAUAUGAAGGAUUGCAUUUGUUUGCUCCACAACUAUGCUUGAUGAUUUUUUAUCUAGCAUGUCCAUAUUUGAAGUUCUUUACAUGUAACAAUUGAUGAUCAAUUGUUUGAUAUAUGUAUAUAAAAAUUAACGGCUUGAAUUAAUGACCAGAAACUGGUGAGAUAUAUAGAAUAAUUUUUAAAAUUAUAUGUACACUCUACAUGUGAGUUGUAGAAGCCAACAUAGAGCAGUGAAAUUAGAAAAUGAUUUCCCAUCAAUCCUCCGAACAACUUCCUUACAAGAAAUCAAUCCUCUGUAGCUACCUCCCUUUCUUACAAGAAAGAUGAAAGAGGGCUUGCAGUCACCUCCUGGAAAUACCAAUACUUGCUUUGUAAUAUUUUAAAACUAACAAUAAACCCUUUCUAUCCUGUCAUUUGGUUCCUCAUCCAUGUGAUUGUGAGGAACUUUUGUCCUUCCUCGUGCUAAAAUCCAGCAAAUUUGUUAUUUCUUAAAGCAGUUUGGUGACAAUGUUUCUUAAAAGAUAAAUUUUAUUUUUAUAACUAGGAGGAAUAAAAGAGAGAAAUCUAAAAGUGAUGUUUAGAGAUAGGUGAUGUUAAUGUGAAAUAGAGAAAACAUAAUUAUACUAGGUGUAAAUGAUUUUUUUUCUGGGUCUAAAACAUGACUUCUUUUUUAGUGUAGGUGACAUAUUGGGAUUUUGGGAACGUUAACAAUUAUUCUCUUUUUGAGUCAGUGUGACUACAAAUAUAACCCUUUCUUGAAAUAUAUGAAGUGAUAUUGACAGUGUGUGCUUGAAAUUAGGUUAAAAAACUAUAAACAUAAAUUUAACGUUGAAAUGAUGAUUGGUAAAGUUCAGGUAAAUAUAAAUUUAUAUUUAUUUAAAUGUGAGUGAUAAUAGAAACAUGAAUAGAUCUCCACGCUAGACUAGUCUGACUUGGUUUGUAAUGGGUUCACAACGAGACCAAUGACGUGGACAAAGUUAGCAUAGCUUUAUUGAUGCCAAGACAAAAAAUAAAAUAGAUAAAAUACUUGAUUGGUGCAUGUACUAAAAAAGAAUUAAUUUUAUAAUCCACUAUGUUACAUUAAUUAUUCCUUUUAUAAAUGAUUUAUUGGACAUUAACUAAUUAACUUUAAACAUUGAUUGAUUAAAUGUUAUUCAUAAUUGCCUAUAUGCAUUGUUUGUGAUCGAUUAUAACACAAAUUUUCACAACUAAGGUGUAUACAAGUAUGUUUGUUGAUCCGGGAUGUCCAAGAGGGUUCAAUGUUUUGUUAACACCUUUAAGCUACUUACGAUCCAAUAUCUAAACAAGGUCAAAGGUUAUACUCUGGAAUUCAUUGCACGGCAUAUAUUUGCACAUUUCACUUUCCAUGGAGCAUACCCCAGAGGAUUACUGACAAUAGGUCAUUUUUAUUAUCAUAUGGUGCACAUAAUCUUUUGUAGUUAUAUCACACUCUUAUACUUUACUGUUAUUCACACUUGAGUUUCAUAUAAUCAGUAAAACAUACUCACAUAAGAUAUGUGAUAUAUUUAUGUUGUUAUUCUGUUGAUAAAAAAAAUUGACUUGAGUGUUAGAAUGUUUAUAUAAACACACCACCUCCUUGCCAUAACAACUUCACAUGUACCAGUGUUAUAGCCACUUUUUUCUGAACCUCAUAGGGCUCAACUUAAACACCAUGUCAUGUGUAUUAACCCUUUUCUGUUUUUUGUCAUGUGUAGUGAUCCUUUUUAAAAUAUAAAAUCCCAAGAAUUAUAGUUUUACGAACUCUGUUAUUAUAGAAUGCGGCAAAUUAUACUCUCAAACGCAUCUAACGUUACAGCCACAAUCGUCUUUGGUACUUAAAACCUCACUUUGUUAUUUUUACUUCUCAACAACUUGUAAGCUAUAUACAUAGCCUAGUACCGAAGUUAUAUAGUUGAGUCAACACUUUUGGCAUUAAACACUUGGUUUCGUUCCCUGAUAACGAUUCUUCGGAUACUCCUCAACCACUGUAGUUGUGUGAUAAUAGAGUAAAACUGAUGUACCCAGAAGAGUGAUUCGAUGUUAAUCGAAGCACAAGAAAGAAUAAAGUAUUGAAAUAAAUUGAUAUUAGAAAACAAAUCAAAUGAGAAUGUUAAUGAGAUUAAAAAUACAUCUCAACCGUUAAAUUUAUUAGGAAUAAUCAAAUUACAAAAUUUUAAUACUUAUCAUAUAACUUUAAUUCAUUUUAAAUUUUAAUUAUUUUAUAUGACAUAAUUUUUAUCCUCGUAUAAAUAUGACAUUCUCAUCAAAUUUAUGGCCAUGUAUACUUGAAUUUACCUUCGUUAUCUAGCCAUUUAUUUUAUUAUUAUUAGAUCCCUGUAAAUUUUGUUUGUGAUAUGCCAUUACCUUAAAUGCAUGAUAUCUUAAAUCCAAUGACAGUAUCAAACACGAUGCAUUUCCCUGCCAUUGAUAAUUCGGGUUUUGGAUCUCAAUGAGUAAAUAGGUUGUUUCCAAUUUUCGGGUUUUUAAUUCUAUACAGUAGCAAGUACGUGUAAGUUCUAACAAGUCCAUAUUUGCUCAGGAUAUAUUAGGCAAAAUCAAAAGAUAAG
Abrus precatorius (Indian licorice) is the source of this 7703-nucleotide messenger RNA. Its product is annotated as transcriptional elongation regulator MINIYO. Bases 22 to 4788 code for a protein of 1588 amino acids. NCBI's taxonomy places the organism in Eukaryota, Viridiplantae, Streptophyta, Magnoliopsida, Fabales, Fabaceae. The record is from RefSeq and is a predicted model, not a curated record. The transcript is spliced from 10 exons.